Molecule: messenger RNA, 1446 nt
Organism: Eimeria mitis
Lineage: Eukaryota; Apicomplexa; Conoidasida; Eucoccidiorida; Eimeriidae
Exons: 4
Coding region: 1-1446 (481 amino acids)
Source: RefSeq, a predicted model, not a curated record
AUGCAGAUGCAUGAUGCUAGACUCAGACUAGCAGAACAGCAGCAACAUCAUUCCACUGCUGCUGCUGCAAAUAGCAGCAGCACCAGCAGCACCAGCAGUAGUACCAGCAGCAGCAGCAAUACCACCACCACCGCCACCACCGCCACCAGCAGCAGCACCAACAAAGAAGGAGAUGGAGGAUUCUUCUUUCGUUUUGUUAAUAAAAUACUCAGCAAUCUUCUCGUAGAUAUCCGCGAUGUACAUAUAGCGCUCGUUGACCCCGCAAGGGGUUUCUCGGUCGGCUUGCUGCUGACGCAGGCCUCCAUACACAACACAGAUGCAGCAUGGAGGCGGUAUGAGCAGCAGCAGCAGCAGCAGCAGCAGCAGCAGCAGCAGCAAAAGAAACAGACCUUCUACAAGGCAUGUGAACUCACAGGGCUGGCCGUCUACUGCGCCCUCGAUGGAACCAACGGAAAACAGCAGCAGCAGCAGCAGCAGCAGCAGCAUCGUAUUCGUCCGCAUCAACAGCAGCAGCAGCAGCAGCAACAGCAGCAGCAGCAGCAGCAGCAGUCGUUGCUGCAGCAGCAGCAGGCUUUGCCUACAAGCCUGCCGCUGCCACUCGUCCCGCCCCCCCCGCCAUCCGAGCCGCCGCCCCCUCCCUCCACUCCGCCUCCGGGUGGCUUCGCAGCAGCAGCAGCAGCAGCAGCAGCAGCAGCGGAGGCGCAGCAGGGAGAAGAUGCCUCCACGAAGGCUGGCGCAACUGCAUGCGACAGAGGGCCACUGGAGGAGGGGCCCCCCUUGGGCGGGGGGCCCCUCCAGGGGCCCCUAGCAGCAGAACAGGGUACAGCGGAGGCGCAGCAGGGAGAAGAUGCCUCCACGAAAGCUGGCGCAACUGCAUGCGACAGAGGCCCACUGGAGGAGGGGCCCCCCUUGGGCGGGGGGCCCCUCCAGGGGCCCCUAGCAGCAGAACAGGGUACAGAAGGAGAAGGGGUUUGGUUGGAAAGAGAAGGGUCUUCUUUUGUGACGUCUCCUUCUUUGUCUAUGGGGUCUACGCCGUCUAUGGGGGCCCCCGGGGCCCCCCAAGGCCGCCGGUUUAGCGAGGGGCCCCCCGAUGCAGCAGCAACUAACCCUUCCGCACCAGCAGCAGCAGCAGCACCAGCAGCAGCAGCAGCAGCAGCAGGAACAACAGCAGCAGGAGUAGCACCGGGGUGCAGCGGGGGUUUUGUAUCUUGGUCUUCUCAGCAGGAAGGUGUUGGUGGUGGUGUGAGUGGUGUUGGUGGUGGGGUUGUUGGUGGUAGUCAGUAUAUAUUAAAGCCCCUUCACUUACGUUUAACUUUGUUGCAUGCAGCAGAGCAACAAGAGCUAGAGCAGCAGCAGCAGGAACAACAGCAGCAGGAGCAGUACCCGGUUGCGGCGGGGGUUUUGUAUCUUGGUCUUCUCAGCAGGAAGGUGUUGGUGGUGGUGUGA